AUGGUUGGCGCUAAACCAUAUCCUGACCCGUGUGUCUCUGGCCAAAAGCUUUCAGCUAGCCAUGGGGAACCUGCUGAAGACGUGACUUCCUACAGGCAAGUUGUGGGCGCCCUACAAUACUGCAUGUUGACUAGACCAGAAAUUGCUUAUUCGGUCAAUCAACUUUGCCAACACCUUCAUGCUCCCACUAAGAUUCACUUGAAAUCAGCCAAGAGAGUUCUAAGGUACCUCAAAGGCACAGUUGAUCAUGGUCUCUAUUUCAGCAAAGGGACACUAGGAAUCACAGCUUACUGCGACACAGAUUGGUCUGGAGAUGCCACAGACCAUCGAUCAACUACAGGGUACAGUAUAUUCUUUGGUCCGUGCCUUGUGUCUUGGUGUGCUAAGAAACAGAGUGUAGUUUCUCGGUCUAGUACUGAGUCUGAAUAUCGGGCACUUGCAAUGGUGGUGGCUGAAUGA
Molecule: messenger RNA, 459 nt
Organism: Juglans microcarpa x Juglans regia
Lineage: Eukaryota; Viridiplantae; Streptophyta; Magnoliopsida; Fagales; Juglandaceae
Exons: 1
Coding region: 1-459 (152 amino acids)
Source: RefSeq, a predicted model, not a curated record